CUGAAUUAUUAUUGUUGCAGGUUCUGAAGUUUGUUUUUAUAAUUUGUGAUAACCAUGUUUUCGAGUAAGGAUUAGCUCAACGGUGUAGUUAAUAAUGUCGUGAAUGAGAAAGUAAUAAAGAGUAGCAAGAUGAUAUGAUAUUUAAAGUAAAUCAUGUGUCGUAUGUUUUAAUUUCUAUUGUGUCUGAUUAGUUUUUAUAAAUGCUCUAAACAAAGCCUUAAAUAUAUAGUAUCCCGGUUAAUUCAUAACUUUUGGAUGAAAGAAUAUCAAAAAUAUGCUUGCCUAAAAUACAUUUUCAUUCGUGUGCACCAUCUAAUUGAAUCCAAAUCGAAUUUUGUGAAUCGUGGAUAAAUAUACAAGCAUAUAAGAAUUCCAUUAAACUCGUAGCUACUUGACAAGCAAUAAAAUGGAUGAUAAUUUAAUAACAGAAUCAGAGACAAGAUCAAAAGUAUCCUCUUAUUCAACAAUCAUAAGUUCGAAUACUUUAGCAAGUGCUAUCGGCCCAUUGUCUUCGACUCCUCCUAAGUCACUAGAUUCCAGAACGAUACGUAAUUCGUAUCCCGUUGAUACUAGUUCACAAAGUGAUGAUUCAGAUAAUGAAUAUUUAGAUAACAGUAUCGAACUCCGCGGUUAUCUCAGCAAAUGGACAAAUUAUAUAUAUGGCUGGCAACCACGUUAUAUAGUUCUGAAGAAUGGCACUCUUUCUUAUUAUAAGUCGGAGUCGGAGUCAGACCUUGGUUGCCGUGGAGCUAUAUCUCUCAGUAAAGCUGCAAUCAAAGCUCACGAUACUGAUGAACUACGCUUCGAUGUGGUCGUUAACAAUUACAAUAAUUGGUGCUUACGUGCGGAAACACCGGAAGAUCGCAUGCACUGGGUCGAAGUACUUCAGAUGUAUAAAGAGGAGUCGGGCAGCACUGAUACCACAUCGUUGCGUCGUCAUGGAAGCGCAAUAUCUUUGCAAUCCAACACAGUGUCUGUAGCUAGUGGCAGCAGUCUGAAAAAGUCACAAAGAAACUUGAAGGAAAAAGUUGGAGAAAUAGAGACGUUUAAAGACAUUCUUUUCGGACAGAUAGAAACUCUUCAAAGAUAUUUUGAUGCGUGUGUCGAUGUUAACAAGUUAACAGGAAAACCUCUGGAUUUGGGAGAUGGUCUGAAGCCAAUCGAUUUUAAGGGAGAAUCUAUCACAUUUCGUGCUACGGCUUCUGGAGUAUUGACAACACUUCAACACUGUUUGGAAAUUAUUGCCGAAAGUGACGAUUUGUGGAAAAGAAAAUUAGAGCGAGAAAUAGAAAGGAGGAAACGCUCAGAAGAACAAAAUCGAAAAUACAAAGACGAAAUCGAAAAAGUCAAACGUAUUUCAUAUCCAGGGCCGGAUUUAGAGGAGGGUCCUCAUUCCACUUUGCCGGAAGAUGAGUUCUUUGAUGCAGUUGAAACUGGACUAGAAAAGAUCGAAGAGGAUAUGCAGAUUCGUGCGAAACUAAAACUGCAGACGCAACAAUCAUUGACUUUGGCCAAUGUGCCAUAUCAAACUCAACAAAAAGGAAAUGAUCCCAGUACAGAUGAGUUCGGUACCGGGGGUUUAGCUAGAAGCCACAUUCUCUGGCCUGAGAUCGAUCGUGUAUGCCGCGAGCAGUUACAUUAUGCUCGCGAAGGAGUUGGCCAAGGAGGUAAUGGUUGGCAAAUAUUUGCAGAUGAAGGUGAAAUAAAAAUGUACAAGCGUGAAGAGGAAGUGAAUGGCUUAGUGAUGGACCCAUUGAAAGCAUAUCACAGUGUCAAUGGGGUAACUGCACGCGAAAUGUGUCAUUACUUUUUCAUGCCCGAAUUUCGCAAUGAAUGGGAGACAACCUUGGAAGACUGUACUAUAUUAGAGAAAAUUUCACCAGACACAUUUGUCUUUUUACAAACGCAUAAACGUAUCUGGCCCGCCAGUCAACGUGAUGCCUUAUUCUGGUCUCACAUGCGCAAAAUUACAGAUGGAUUAGAUGAUGACGCGGUAGACAUGUGGGUUGUAUGUAAUAACUCGACGGAAUAUUCUAAACAAGAAUCCAAAAAUGGCAAAUGUGUACGCAUAUUUCUGACAGUGAUUUUAGCUUGUCAAACGCUUUUACCACCUGGAAAAACAAGUAACGAUAUCCUCAGCCGAGAUGAAUUAACUUGUAAAAUCACAUACUGCUCUGUUGUGAAUCCCGGUGGUUGGGCACCUGCAUCCGCUUUACGCGCUGUUUACAAGCGCGAAUAUCCUAAGUUCCUUAAACGCUUCACUGGAUACGUGAUAGAUCAAUGUAAGGACAAACCAGUCAUGUUUUGAUGUUUGUAGAAAUUAGAAUUUUUCUAUAAAAUAUGUAAGAAAAUUUUAUAUUAUAGCCGUGUUUUGCUUAAUAUUAAGUAAUUAACUGGACGCUACGCCUUUGGAUUAUCGUAAAAAAAAAUUGUAGCAAUGUUUUGUAUAAUGAUAAUAUGUAAAAAACACUUUAUUACCUUCUUGAUAGCUCAAACGAUUUCCAGUUUUAUCAUAAUUUUUUUUAUAUAUAUUAAGUAGAAAUAAACAAACGAAAAAUCACUAUUCUUACCAUAUAUUGUGUGAUUGUAUAUAAGCAAGAAAAAUUGCAUUCAAAUAACGAUUCUAAUAAAAAAUAAAUAAAGCUUCAACCAUUAAACAUAUAUUAAACAAAACUUUUAAUUUAAAUACAACCUCAUAAAAUAAUUACUGUUUUUUUUAAUAAUUAUCACUUUGAUAUCACCGGUUUUGUAUUUUGUCAAUCGACAGUAUUAGACAACCGUCUUAUAAUUGCUAUAUUAUUGUCUUUCGAUUACUAAAUACAAUGAUAUAUAACCAAUUUUUCAUUUAAUAUAAAAUGAUAAAAUACCAAAACAAGUAAAAAAAGAUAAUUUCGUGUUGAAUAAUAGUAAAUAUAUGAUCAACUUCAAGGUGUUUUAGCUCAGCCAUGUACAUACAUACAUAUAUGGUAUAUGAAUAUUAAUAUUAAGCAAGUAAAUGUCACCAAAAUCUGUCGGAUUUGCCAAUUCUAAAUGGACCAUACAUUAUUGCAAAUAAUCGGUGAUAAAUUGAAGAAACAGGUUAUGAAAUUUAAAUUGAAUUUUAUAAUUAUUUCUGUAAUAUUUGAACCAAAUAACAGUUCAAUAAAUUAUCCAAACACAGAUGUCCACA
This is a messenger RNA of Bactrocera neohumeralis, 3169 nucleotides long. It is a transcript of the gene cert, whose product is annotated as ceramide transfer protein. Bases 407 to 2308 code for a protein of 633 amino acids. Gene Ontology annotation, cellular component: Golgi apparatus. Gene Ontology annotation, molecular function: phosphatidylinositol-4-phosphate binding. NCBI's taxonomy places the organism in Eukaryota, Metazoa, Arthropoda, Insecta, Diptera, Tephritidae. Gene Ontology annotation, biological process: ER to Golgi ceramide transport. The record is from RefSeq and is a predicted model, not a curated record. The transcript has 10 exons.